Molecule: messenger RNA, 1212 nt
Organism: Coregonus clupeaformis (lake whitefish)
Lineage: Eukaryota; Metazoa; Chordata; Actinopteri; Salmoniformes; Salmonidae
Product: D-aminoacyl-tRNA deacylase 1
Exons: 6
Coding region: 177-803 (208 amino acids)
Biological process (GO): tRNA metabolic process
Cellular component (GO): cytoplasm
Molecular function (GO): D-tyrosyl-tRNA(Tyr) deacylase activity
Source: RefSeq, a predicted model, not a curated record
UAACUGUAAGUCGCUCUGGAUAAGAGCGUCUGCUAAAUGACUGAAAUGUAAAAUGUAAGAAAAGGUAUCUACUGCCACCUGCUGCCUCUAGAUGCCUCUGACAACGCAGCAAGGUUUCAUGGGAAAAGUGCACCACUUCAGUCUGAUUUAUUCUAAGGAGCGAGCUAAUCAAAACAAUGAAGGCAAUCAUUCAAAGAGUGACAACAGCGAGCGUGUCAGUGGGAGAGCUGCAGAUCAGCUCAAUAGGCAGAGGACUGUGUGUGUUGCUGGGUAUAUCCAUGGAGGACACACAGAAGGAUGUUAACUACAUGGUUCGUAAGAUCCUCAACCUGCGUCUGUUUGAGGAUGAGAACGGCCGGGCGUGGAGCAAAAGCGUAAUGGACAGGGAAUAUGAAGUCCUAUGUGUCAGUCAGUUCACUCUACAGUGCAUACUUAAGGGUAACAAGCCUGAUUUCCAUGCUGCCAUGCCUGCAGAGCUGGCCCAGCCCUUCUAUAAUAACAUCCUGGAACACCUGAGGAGCACCUACAAGCCUGAGAUGAUCAAAGACGGGCAGUUUGGGGCCAAAAUGCAGGUUCACAUCCAGAAUGACGGACCAGUCACCAUCGAGCUGGUGUCUCCUUCUGCUCCCAUGGACCCCAAACAGCUUGCUAAGCAGGAGAAACAGCAGCAGUGGAAAGAGAAGACGCGCUCUAAAGGACCCUUGGAGUCAGGCAGGGAGAGGGCCGCCCCGCACCCCAGAGAACAGGACCCUAACGCCAGCAGUGGAGCAGACGGAGACGUGUCGUCAGAGAGGGAGACCUAGGGCAGCACGGUUUACUAUAUUGAUGAUGGGAGGAGCCCAGUCUGCCAAAAUGGACUUAAUCUACAGAGACUGUGAGACGUGACUCUGGACUGUCCUCCUGUAAGAACUUAUUGGCCUCUUCCUCUCUAUCUUUCUCUACAACAGUGGCACUCUCUGCCUUGUACCCUCUCUGCCACUGUCUUCCUCUACUCAAAGACAUGGAACCUUCCACCCAAAAUCCAAUGGCACCUAUGCAGAGAGGGAAAGUGGCAUCACAAGAUGGAGAUGGAGGAGAUUCCCUCACCUUACUUUUGUAGUUCUUGUCUUAAUUUGAUAUUUAUGAAUGUUAUGAACAUGAUAUGCUAUGCUGUUGUUUAGUGGAUUCGAAUGGAAAUGUUGUCAUUGUAUAAAAGAAAACAUGGUGUGUGGA